Molecule: messenger RNA, 3399 nt
Organism: Schistosoma bovis
Lineage: Eukaryota; Metazoa; Platyhelminthes; Trematoda; Strigeidida; Schistosomatidae
Source: the annotation of a GenBank genome assembly
AUAAUAAUAAUAAUAAUAAUAUAAUAAUAAUGGGCCAAAUAAACAGAUUAGUUUACUUGCAUUAAAUUUAUUAACAAAAACUUUAUCAAUUGUUGAAUUAUAUUCACAAACAAUGAAUAAUUUAAUUGAUUUAAGACAUCGUAUUUGGUGUAAUCUAAGCAUGGAACAACAACAACAACAAAAACAACAAAUAUUAUCCAAUGAAUUAUCUCAACAAUUUUUAUGCCCAUAUCCGCAUAUACAAUGUCAUUGUGGUCUAUCAAAGGCUAAUUCAUCCACAGAAAUACAAUCAUCUUUAUUUAUUAAAACAACUAAUACUAAUCAUUAUCAACCACAACAGUCAGUAAAUUAUCCAUUUUUAUCUAAUCAAACAAUGCAAUGCACAUAUCAGUCAAAAAUAAAUCAAAAUCAAUUUUAUGAACAAAAUAAUCUUGAUAGUUUCAAUUAUCCAACUUUUUCUUCAUCUUCUACUAAUUGUUUAUCGUUUAAUGAUAGUGUUGUUGGUGUACAGACCAGUAUAUCUGGACAAAAUAAAUCUACAUUCAACUUUUCUCCGCCUAUAUCAUCACAUAAUGCCGAUGUACUGCCAUCACUUACUUCUCCUGUUCCAUCCACAAUAAUAUCAUCCUCCUCCUCCUCCUCAAAUAUUUACUCUCCACUGGGUUUGCCACCUGUAAAUUCAAUAAAUCAAUCGAAUCUAUCAUCGGCUAGACAAUUUCCACCUGUUGUCGCACCACCUCUGCUAGAUGCCAAUUAUAACAAUAAUAAUAAUAAUAGAAACUAUCCUGUAAUGAACCAUCGUUAUGUACAACCUCCAAAUAAUAAUCUAUUAGGAACAGAUUCAGUUUCUGGAAAUAGUAUGUCGAAUGUACUAAAGCCACCAUUGCCUGCAACACCAGCAUCACCAACACAAUCAGCCCAAAUGAAUACAACCUUUGGGCAUAACUUUGGUGGAACAAUGCCUCCUAGUUUUCAAUCAUUAAACAAUGUGCCUUAUGGUAUGCUAACACCUAUUCCUCAGUUCAACACCCAACAACAACAGGAACACAUUCAACAACAUAUGCCACCGCUACUACCAGCACCAAUGUCGAUACCACCAACACAAACACAGCAUCAAUCAUCAGUGAUAUCACCAGGUUGGAAUGAUCCGCCUAUCUUAACAACUGAUAAACCACGUCAGACAACUGUUUCACACAACCCUUAUUAUAAUCCUAUGGAAUUUAUUAGUUCACCUUUGCCUCAACCGAAUAAUUCCGUAUCACCUUCGAAUUUUCCUCAACCAAUGAUGGAACUACACACUACUCCUUCAAAUCCUCCUUUACCACCAGGUUGUCCUGCUACUGGAUUAAAUGUAUAUCAACCUGCGCCACCACCAAUUCAAAAUUCUAUCUCACCUAUAAAUGCUGGUAUAAUGCAUCCUCAGCAGCAACUACAGCAGCCCUUGCCACUGUCAUCGACACAUAUUCAACAGCAAUCAUUAUCAUCAUCAUUCAUGGGACCGCCUGUUCAACAGCCAUCGUAUCCACAAGUACAAGGAGUAUAUCAUCAACAAGAACAGUACCCAAAUUAUUUCCAACCACCGAUUGAACAAAAUUCUCAGUUUUGCACUAUAUCGUCAACACUACCAUCUAUGUCAUCAGUUGUUCCACCGAAUUCCUACACCGAACUUAAUCUUUGGCCUGCAGCUCAACCUUUAUCUACUACCGUUAAAUCUGGGAUUACCAGUCAAACUAUUAUUGAAAAUGCCAUGCCAUCGAAUUCUUUCACUUCUUCGAAUGAUGACCAUACUGAUUUACAAUUAUCACAUAAGUUAGAUUCUACAAGUUUAAACUCUGAUCACAAUAAUGUUAAUGAUUAUUCAUUGCCAACAGAAUUUCAGCCCAUAAAAAAAGUGUUAUUUGACUUAAUUGAAAAUUGUCGUAAGGUUGGCGACAAACAAACUCGUCAUAAAUUAAUGAAUGUUGAAUAUUGUUUAAAUCAAUUCUAUAAUAAUAUAUCUACUGGUCAAUUACAAUUAGAUCACAAUUCUAUGGAAUAUUUACAAUUUUGUAUUUCAUCUAUUCAAUCUAAUGAUUAUGUUAAUGCAUUAAAACAAAUAAAUUUAUUUAUACAAUCUGCUAUAGAAUUAUCAGAUAUUCAAUAUUAUGGACCAGCAUUAAAAAGAUUAAUUCAAACUGCUAAACAAUUAUCUAUUAAUAUGAAUAAUAUUAAUCAUUGAUAAACAUAUGGAUCAUAUUGAUGAUGAUAAUGAUGAAGAUAAGAAUUCAACAGUGUCUAACUGUUCUAAUCUAAACAUCUAUUGAAGGAUUAGAGUGAGUUUUCUGUUGCUGUUGUUGCUGUUGUUGUUGUUGUUAAUGGUUUAAAACUAUGUUAGUACAGUAUAAUCAUUCAUUUGGCAAUUAGAUCUUUUUGUCUUUCCUUUCCUUUCGUUUUCUUUUUUUCUUUAUUAUUUAUUAUUCAAUAUUUUUCGUCGUAGAAAAUUCACUGUCAGUGGUUGAAUUCAGUGUAUACUCAUUGAAUUUAAGCGAAGAAGGUGGGGGGGGGAAGGGGGGGGUCAUGCGUUAUAUGAUACUUUUAACUUUGUUAAUAUAUUAAUCAAAUGUCAUUAUGCUUACUAAUUAUGGGUGAUGAUAACUAUUAUGAUUGUUACUAUGCUAUUACUACUAUCAUAGGUAUAAGUAGUGCAUGUGUUUUUUAUGGUUUCUUUUUUUUUUUUACCAUACUUGUCUUUGCCUUUUUGUUUACAAUUAUUCUGCUUAUCUGAGAUUUCUUUUAUUAAACACAUAUUAAACUUUCAUGACAAUAAUCUCUUGUUUUCUUAAUUCAUUUCCUUGUUAUAAUUUUUGUUAAAAUGUAAUAUGUAUUGAAUAUUUAAAUAAAAAAAAAACUAGUUGCAGCAUGGAUAUAUAUACAUCCCUUGACUGUCGUUUAUAUCUGUCGUAAUGGUCAGUCAGUCAUAAACAACGUAGAAUCUGGCCAAGUUGUCUCACUAUAUCUUACUUACUUUCUUGCUUACACUUGUUACUCCCAGUGAAGCAUAGGCUGCCGACCCGCAUUCUCCAACACACUCUGUCCUAGGCCUUCCUUUCUAGUUCUAUCCAAUUGUUGUUCAUUCUUCUCAUGUCUCUUUCCAUUUCUUAGCGUAAUGUAUUCUUUGAUCUUCCUCUUCUCCUUUGACCUUGAGGAUUCCAAGUGAGGGCUUGCCUUGUGACACAGUUUGGUAUUUUCUUUAAUGUGUGUCCUAUCCAGUUCCAAUGCUUCCUCCUGAUUUCUUCCUCCACUGGAAUCUGAUUUGUUCUCUCCCACAGUCUCACUUUAUUAUUAUUAUUGUUAUUAUUAAUAGCUUUGUUCAAUAUUAUAUUUCGGUACAAUAUAGAAUUCUCAGCAUAGGGUAUUUCA